This is a messenger RNA of Metarhizium brunneum ARSEF 3297, 876 nucleotides long. RefSeq names its product Methyltransferase ustM (gene ustM). The record is from RefSeq and is a predicted model, not a curated record. NCBI's taxonomy places the organism in Eukaryota, Fungi, Ascomycota, Sordariomycetes, Hypocreales, Clavicipitaceae.
AUGCCGUCGUUUACACCCCUCGCCGCCGAAGCCGCCGGCAAGAUCGCCUCGUACGCCAUCCUCGACGACCCCAACCACUUGGCCGUCGAAACCGGCCAGGCAGAACACCGCAUCGGGCUGGUGAAUUCGUGGCAAAUACGUCAGGGCAGCAGGGUUCUCGAAAUCGGCUGCGGCCAGGGCACUUGCACCGCGGUGCUCGCCGAGGCCGUCGGCCCCGAGGGCCACGUUGAUGCCGUCGAUCCCGGGCCUCCCGACUACGGCGCGCCCGUCACGCUCGCCCAGGCGCAGGCGCACCUGUCUGCCGGUCCUGUAGGGGACCGGAUCACCUGGUACCACGCGGAGCCGGUCCAGUUCCUCGCUGAGAACCCCGGCACGAGGUGGGAUUUCGUCGUGCUGGCCCACUGCAUCUGGUACUUUGACGGGCCGGACACGCUGGGCGAGAUGCUCGCCGCGCUGAGGGGCCGCGCCGCCGGGCUCCUGGUGGCAGAGUAUGCGCUGACGGCCAGGGAGAGGGCUGCCGUGCCUCAUGUCAUGGCUGCCGUUGCGCGCGCGGCGCUCGAGGCGCACAACAAGACGAGCGAGGCCAACAUCCGCUGCCUGUUGGGCCCGCUGAGCAUCAAGGACGCGGCUGCCAGGGGCGGCUGGGCUCUGGACAAGGAAGAGGUUCACGUCCCGGGCGUGGCGCUCCUGGAUGGGUCGUGGGAAACCGGGACGGUGAAGAGCAGGUGGUUCCUGGAGGAGAUUGACAAGUACAUUACGGAUGUGACGCUGAAAACUACGCUUCUGUCGGCAAGGGAGGCCGUCGUUGGCGCGGUUGGGCUACUGAAUGGUGAAAAGGUUAGAACCAUGGACGUCUGGGUCUCUCGAUUUGUUUAA